This is a messenger RNA of Aricia agestis (brown argus), 1158 nucleotides long. RefSeq names its product nudC domain-containing protein 3. Lineage: Eukaryota; Metazoa; Arthropoda; Insecta; Lepidoptera; Lycaenidae. Gene Ontology annotation, cellular component: cytoplasm. Gene Ontology annotation, biological process: protein folding. The coding region runs from base 120 to 1088 and encodes 322 amino acids. The record is from RefSeq and is a predicted model, not a curated record. The transcript is spliced from 5 exons.
ACUCCUCACUCCUGUCUCCUUAGUCCUUGUAAUAUUUUGUCAAACAAAACAAAACUUUUCACGGGCUUUUCUAAUGAUUUUCUCACAAAUUGAAUAUUUUAUAGCUUGAAAGUAACAUAAUGGCACAAUUCGCAGAACCUGGAAAGUAUGACGAAGCGCUUACAUCCAUUUUAGUAAAUGAAAAAUCCAUAGUAGGAUUCUUGUCGUCGGUCUUCAAUUUCCUUGCGAGACGAACCGACUUUUAUCACGUACCCAAAGGCCCAUACGAAAACAUGGGAUUUCCACCUGGUGUGGCCGAGGAACUUGUGCUUAAAGUUUUACGUAAAUGUGACCCAAAGAAUGUAAGUUCUCAAAAGCCAGCCGACAUAAACGACGAGAUAAUGUGUUCAACUGUUGCUCAAGAAGUGGAGAUUAUCGCUGAUGACGAUAAAAUAGAAGACUCUCCUAAAGAAUCUGAACUCACACCAGAAACUAAAGCAAAUGAAGUUAAAGACGAUAGAACAUUAUUUCCGGAAGACUAUGAGCCUCCAAUAAUACCGACGCAGAAGGACAGUGAGUCGUACAAUGGGGCUGUAAGAGACACUUACUCCUGGUCACAAACUAUUAUGGACUUAGAUAUAACAGUAAGAUUACCACCUGAUAUAAAAUCUUCAAAAGAUCUUAAACUAUCCAUAAACCCAAAUGAUCUUCUGAUAACAAAACGAAACGGAGAAACCAUUCUCAAAGACACAUUACCUUUCAAAAUUAAGACAAUAGAAAGUUUUUGGACAAUUAGUGAAAAGAAGUUGUUAAUACAUUUAGAAAAAGCUCAAGAGCGUUGGUGGAAGCAAUGCUUUACCAGUGAGGAGGAGAUUGACCUUUCAAAAAUAGACUGUUCUAGAUCUUUGAAUGAGCUACCUGAGGAUCACAUUGCCAAGGUUCAUGAACUACAGUGGAAUCAAGAGCAGAAAUACAAAGGCUUGCCAACCAGCGACGAAAUUAAAAACAUGAACAUUCUUAAAAAGGCUUGGAAUGCUCCAGGUUCACCUUUCCAGGGUAAAGAGUUUGAUCCAAAUGUGCUAAAGAAUAAUAUAAAUCUAAAUAACUGAAUGAUGUACUGAAUGUUGACAGUGUUCUGGGUUCUGUUCUUAGAGAAGAAAACAAUUUCAUCAAAUGAAA